Messenger RNA from Penaeus monodon (black tiger shrimp), 1912 nucleotides. Its product is annotated as ras-related and estrogen-regulated growth inhibitor-like. The coding region runs from base 483 to 1286 and encodes 267 amino acids. Gene Ontology annotation, molecular function: GTP binding; GTPase activity. The transcript has 6 exons. The record is from RefSeq and is a predicted model, not a curated record. Lineage: Eukaryota; Metazoa; Arthropoda; Malacostraca; Decapoda; Penaeidae.
UCCCUAAAGUCAGUGUUAAGUCAGUGACGGACGAAGCAAGGCGCGCGUCAGGUCGCUCCCGGUCGCCCAAACACGAGUCCUGGGAAAGCAAACAGGAAAUGAUCUUGAGCACCCAUUGUUUGUUUACGGGUUGUGCAACGGCUACCUCGAAGGCUUUUCCGGGUCCUGAAAUAGACAUUCGUGAAACAGAAAACAGUAAAUAUUUGUUUUAUUAAUGCACUACGUUAGUAAGAGGCCAAGUGUCCUUGUGUUUAUGUAAAUUGCUGCGUACAAAAGUGAAAUAUUCUCCGAACCUUUUGGGGGCCACGAUAAGGAUCCCAGCGCCAAUAGCGUCAGAUAAGAACUUACUGCACCGUUGGAAUCGCCGCAACACAAUGUCGGGGAGAGCCACGACGGACUCACUCUGAGGAGAGCGACCUUACCCAGCGAAAGAGGGGAGAGAAGACGCAGGGUUUGCUUGCGAGUCUCCAGCUUCCGAACUCAUGUGCAGGAACCAGCCCGUGCAACAGUCAGGUGACAAGAUGCGCGGGGGUGAAGAGAGUGCCAAGGUGCCCUCGUCCCCCCCGGGGCGGCCGAGGCAGCAGCAGGUGUCUCGUCUGCGCGUCGUGGUCCUGGGAGCCGAGGGCGUCGGCAAGUCAGCUCUGACGGUGCGGUACCUGACGCGCCGCUACAUCAGCGAGUACCGUCGCUCCAUCGAUCUGUUGUACCGCCACACAGUGUGCCUUGAUGACGUCACUUCCGAGGUGGAAAUCCUUGACGUGUCCUUCCGAGAGAGCGAGCACGAGAGCGUGUCCCCGGCGCAUACCCGUUGGGGCGAAGGUUUCGUGGUCGUGUAUUCGGUGGACGACCUUAUGUCCUUCCACGAGGCGCGAGUGAUCCUGGACGGCCUGCAGCGACUGAAGGCGCCCUUGUACGUGCCCGUCAUCCUGCUGGCCAACAAGCGGGACCUCGACCCCGGCAGACAGGUAUCGGUUGAGGACGGUCAGGCGCUGUCUCUGCAACAUGGGUGCCAGUUCUACGAGGUGAGUGCCGCCGAGAGCCACGUCGGCGUGACACUGGCAUUCCAGGCACUGCUCAGGGAGACCCGUUCACUACAGAUGACCCGCCCGACGCCACGACAGCGCCGCCUCUCUAUCGUGGCCGUCUCCAGGAUGAUUGGCUCCUUAAUUGGCAGAGGCUCCGACCCACCCUCGCCCACCCUCAGACCCACCGUGGUCGUCCAAGAACCAGCGGGAAAGCGCGCCCUCAGAAGGAAGGACAAAAAACGACCAUCCUUAAGUCUUUGAAAGGUCGAGAAAAUGACGACUUUCUUUGUCACCGAAAAGUCGAAAAAAUAUCGUUUUUCUUUAAGUUUCUGGAAAGUCGAGAAAAUAACGACCUUCUUUGGAGGUCGAGAUGACAACGACUUUCUUUUCCUUAUUUUAUGUCCCGGAGAAUUCGGGUAAAUGUGAGUGAAUGUAAAAAUAGUUCCUCCCAUCGAAUAUAUUGGAAGAGAAAAUCUGGCAACAAAAGACCUCGACAAAAUGGCGGUGGCGGAAGUGACGUUGAUGGAUGAAAUGUAGUUGUGUGUCUAUAUAUAUAUAUAUUUUUUUUGUGGGGGGGGGGGGAAAUCUCCUUGAUUUAUUUUAUCUGAGGAGAGUAUCAUCAUCAAAAUAUGCUCCCGUGUGCAGUUUUGCACAUAUCCUGAAAGUAGACUUGUUUGUGUGUGUGUUUGUAAGCGUGCUUAUGCAAAGCAUUUAUGCAAAUAUAUACUAUUUACUGUGAUAUUCUUCAUGCAUUCGACCAAUAUAUUAUAUACUGAAUUUUACGGGCAGGUUAAUGCCAUGUUUUUUCCUAACAUUUUCAUUAUAUUGUCACACAUUUCAAGAUCCCUCAUGUUUCAUAAUAUUUUUAUAAUAAAACGUAUAAGAUA